CAACCACCUAAUUAAGCCGGAUUGCUUGAGAGAGCAUUCGCUACGACGUCUCUCUUCUUCAAGAACAUUUCUCCCGAUUCCAAAACAGUUUGUUCAGCAAUUGACUUGUGUCGCAUUCUGCUUCGUUUAUUCGGGCCCCUCCGACUUUUGAGUCUCCGAUUCUUUGGCUUGUUUUCCCCGCAAUAAUGUCUUCAAAAUCGUUCGUCAUUCGGACCCCCUGCUCGUCCGCAAAUAUUGGCCCUGGAUUCGAUGUCAUCGGUCUUGCAUUGUCCCUCUACCUCGAGCUACAGGUGACCAUCGACUCUUCCAGGACGUCGUCGCAGCAGCCACUCAAUUGUGUCAUCACGUACGAUGAUCAAAGCAACAGCUCCGAGAAGAUCAGCCUGGACCCGGAGGUUAAUCUGAUCACACGCGUAGCCCUGUACGUACUUAGAUGCCAUGACCAAAGAGCUUUCCCCGUUGAGACCCGGGUUCAUAUUGUAAAUCCCAUCCCGCUGGGUCGGGGACUAGGUUCGUCAGGAACCGCUGUGGUUGCCGGUGUUAUGCUGGGGAAUGAAGUAGGUCAGCUUGGGCUAAGCAAGGAUCGGUUGCUUGACUACUGCUUAAUGAUUGAGCGUCACCCGGAUAACGUCGCUGCUUCGCUGUUCGGAGGGUUUGUUGGAACAUACCUAAAUGAGCUCAAGCCGGAAGACGUAGCACGCAAAGAGAUUCCUCUGAGUGAGGUGCUUCCCGCCCCUGCUGGAGGCAUUGACACUGGUAAACGACCACCAGAACCGCCUCUUGGGAUCGGUCAUUACAGGAAAUUCCACUGGGCGAAGGAGAUCAAAGCCAUUGCCAUCAUUCCCGACUUCGUCGUGCCCACUGCCAAUGCCCGGAAUGUCCUGCCUACAAGCUAUUCUCGCGCCGAUGUGGUCUUCAACCUGCAACGAGCUGCCCUACUUCCAGCGGCUUUAGGCUCCUCCCCACCUGACCCGGACAUGAUAUAUUUGGCUAUGCAGGACAAAGUUCACCAGCCUUACCGGCAGACACUUAUUCCAGGCCUCACAGAGAUUCUCCGCUCCAUGACACCAAGCACCCAGCCUGGUCUUCUCGGGAUUUGCUUGUCUGGAGCCGGACCAACUAUUCUGGCGUUGGCCACGGAGAGAUUUUCCGAAAUCGCGGAACUCAUAAUUGCACGCUUCGCUUCCCAGAAUAUCUCCUGCAAGUGGAAGCUGUUGGAACCCGCUCAUGAUGGUGCCAUCGUGCAGCGCUGA
This is a messenger RNA of Aspergillus nidulans FGSC A4, 1253 nucleotides long. Its product is annotated as homoserine kinase. The transcript has 3 exons. NCBI's taxonomy places the organism in Eukaryota, Fungi, Ascomycota, Eurotiomycetes, Eurotiales, Aspergillaceae. Gene Ontology annotation, biological process: L-threonine biosynthetic process; L-threonine metabolic process. Bases 186 to 1253 code for a protein of 355 amino acids. The record is from RefSeq and is a predicted model, not a curated record. Gene Ontology annotation, molecular function: homoserine kinase activity; ATP binding.